CUAAUUAUUCAUUUUUCGAGAUUUUUGUCAGUCAAAGUACAAGGAAUUGUUUUUGCUCACGAAAGAAUCUUGAUGCAAUGUUGUGUCGCAUAAACAACUCUGAAGUGGUUUAAUUUGGCGGGGUGGUAACACAAACAUGUAAAUGAAAAACUUACGUAAACCAUCUGGAUAAACAACGUUUUGACAUCCAAGUGGUGGAAUUUAAAUAAGAUUUAAAUCCUUAACCCCUUUUAAAUUCUAUCGAUGGAUAAUCUAUUGAACCACCACACUUUACAAAUCACUGCCAACGUUGUCCUUAAUUUAACAUUUGGUGAAUAUGCCUUUACAUCGCUCAGCUUUCUUGGAUACAGUGAAUUAUGUGCAGAAAGAACUCCAUUCUUAGGUUCAAGAGAGUGUGAGGGCAAAUGAUUUUUGUGCAUACAUACUGAUUAUCACUGAGAUAACGUUACACGUCAGUAUUUCUACUUUGUUCUUAUAUGUCAGGGUAAGUCGAUAUCCCGGCUCAACAUUCUUUAUCUGACUGAAUUCAGAUAAGCGAUAACAUGCAUUUAAAGAAAAUAUUUUUAAUACGGAGGCUUGCUAUUUAUCCUAAUGAAAAUGGUCUCGUCUCAAUCGUCGAUUGAUAUUUCGCACGCGAUGAACAAUAAAAAAAAUUCACCGAGGUCAGUGUCUGCGACGUACGUCAACACUACAAAGCAAUAUAACGUAGUUACACCCCACGCACGUAAAUGUUUCUUCUCGUUUACAGGAUAUGUUAACGCCGAAUUCCUUGGCAAAAACACUGACUCAUCGUUACUUUGUAAAAGUGACAAGACCAUCAAGAAUGAACAUUGCCCGAAGACUAAAGACCAGAGUGAGUCAAACCCCCGCGACGGCAAUGAGGCUUUCAGCCAAUUUAAGCAGAAUGUUAACACCACAGAGCUCGAGGAAACCUUGAGGUUCUAUUCCAAGGAGCCUCAUCUAGCUGGCGGGGAUCGGCAACGACAACUUGCUUUUAAAUUGGCUGAGACAUGGCGAGGAUAUGUGUUUGACGAAGUUGAAAUCCCGGACUACAAAGUGUUACUGUCCUAUCCUGAGGAAAACAAUCCAAACACCAUCUCAGUUGUGUCUGAAAACGGGACAUUGGUCAAAAACUUCACAGAGCAGUUGAAGGUCUCACCUGGCCCUGGAAUCAAGGCCACAGACUGGUUUACUCCAUACACCGCAUAUUCUAACAAUGGGACUGCUGAAGGGAGACUUGUGUACGUCAAUCGGGGAACUGCAAAGGAUUUGCAAGAGUUGGAGAAACUCAAUAUAUCUCUCAAUGGCACCAUUCUGUUGACACGAGAUUUUUGGGGCUUCUUUACUUUGACCAGCUUAGCUAUCAGCAAAGGUGCUAAAGGGAUUCUAAUGUAUCCAGAUCCUAAUGUGUAUGCCCCAGAAGGAAUAGGAAAAAAUUCAACCUACCCCAACGCACCAUGGCUUUCGUCUGAAGCAGUACCCUUGGGUGGAGUUUAUGGUGAACUUGGCGACCCCUUGUCGAAGGGUCUCCCUUCCAAAGAGGGUAUCUUCCAGAAAUCAAAGAAGAACUGGCAGGUUGGAUUACCAUUACUUUUACAACCAAUAUCAUAUGGAACAGCACGGUCUCUAUUGGAAGAAGUUGGAGUGGACGAUAUACCCUCGGAGUGGCUUAAAAAUCUCGACCUCACGUUGCAACUCAACCUGCACGGCUCUUCGGGAAGGAACAGAACCGUAAAACUUACCAUCAACAACCAGCUGGUUCAAAAGACGAUUUAUAACGUGAUCGGCACCAUUAAUGGUUGGCAGGAACCGGAUCGGUACGUUUUCUUAGGAAACCACCGAGAUGCUUGGGUAUAUGGCGCUGCCGAUGCAACCACGGGGAUUGCAGUUCUGAAGGAAACAAGUAGAGUAUUGGGCAAACUUUUGAAACAAGGUUGGAGACCAAGGAGGACAAUAAAACUCUGCAGCUUCGGUGGAGAGGAAUUUGGCCUGAUCGGUUCUGUUGAAUGGAUGGAGGAAAACUCUUUGAUUUUUAAGGAGCGUGGUGUGGCCUACUUGAACACUGAUGUUCCAGUGCAGGGAAAUUAUGUUCUUUUAGCUCAAACUAGCCCUCUACUCAGCGACGUUAUAUACAAGUGGACAAAACUGGUUGAGGUGCCAUUUGAAAAUGGAAGCUAUGAAUCUAUAUAUGAUGUAAUGUUGAAGCGUGGACCAACGCCUUCAAACCCGCAUGAGCCAAAACUCUGGGCUUUCCAGUUUGCAAGCGACUACAUACCGUUCUUCUUUAUGGCUGGUAUACCAUCCGCAGAUUUUAGUUAUUUCUUUGGCUACGAUGAGCAAAAGGGCGGUUGGAAGCUUUAUCCAUCAUAUCAUACUCAGGAGGACAAUUUUUACUGGGUGAAGAAAUUUGCUGAUCCAGAGUUUGAGAUUCAUCGCGCCAUGACUCUGCUCAUGGGUGGCAUGCUACUGGAUUUGUCAGACUCCCAGAUCAUCCCUUUCAAUUUGUCUCGACUCAUGAACACAAUACAUCGAGCGUUUGAUAGCCUUACGGCCUUAAACUCGACAUUUAAGAGCGAAAAAGCUGUACGAGACGGCAUUUCGGCUGUAAGCAGAUCCAUAGCUAACUUCUCAAGAUCAUACAAUUCGUUUACGGACCUGGUCAGCAAAGUCAGUCGAGAAAAAAACGUGAAUCCCCUCAAAGUGCGAUUGCUGAACAACCAGUUGAGCCAAGUUGGAAAAUCAUUCAUAGAUUCUAGACACUCUACCCAUAACCCAAGUAUUUUCCAGAACGUUCUUUUCAAGGACUCAUUUUUAGGCGUUUUAGGAGCAUUUGUGGAGGCUAGAACCACUAAUGAUACUGCAAAGAUUCAGGAGCAACUGUCUAUCGUUUCCAUAGCCCUUUCGACAGCUGCUAAGAUCUUAGAACCUAUCAGACUUCCUAAAGACAAAUGAGAGGAUAGGAUUAAGAAACGAUUACCCUUCACUGACUUGCGUCACGUCUAUUCGAAAUUUCAGUGGGUUAUCAUUUACUUCAUCAUAAUUUGAUUUAUUUUUCCGAAAGCUUUGCUUAGUGAAAAGCAACACAUGUAAAAAACAUUGCCAACAAUAUCAAUACAGUGUUAGGUCACGGAGAUCAUUUUUGCGAAAAAAGUAAAUUUAGUCAUUUGCACAAACUGAUAGCAAUGUGAGUAUAUUAAAGUUAGCUACUUCAUCGUGGAAGCUACGUUCCCUUUCUUUGAAAAUCAGGAAUUUAUUGACUCUUUUGUACAUAGGCUAUCAUGAUAAACUUAGAGUUGAUAAUUAUGAGUAUAGGCGUACGUUUUAACUUGAAAAUUUUUAAGAACCAUUUGUGUGGAUGCAAUAUAUUCCAAGCUUGUGUUAUAAACUCUAGAUAACGCUUUUCUUUUGCUAAAUUCAGACGUAGUCGUUGAAAUUUAUCUGCCUCCAUAAUAGGUAGAUAAAGACUAGAUUAUAGUAUCAGUUUUCAUUAAAGCUGUUUUUUCAUGA
Stylophora pistillata is the source of this 3507-nucleotide messenger RNA. Its product is annotated as putative N-acetylated-alpha-linked acidic dipeptidase. Gene Ontology annotation, molecular function: carboxypeptidase activity. The record is from RefSeq and is a predicted model, not a curated record. NCBI's taxonomy places the organism in Eukaryota, Metazoa, Cnidaria, Anthozoa, Scleractinia, Pocilloporidae.